This is a messenger RNA of Cataglyphis hispanica, 5479 nucleotides long. Its product is annotated as homeobox protein unc-4-like. The record is from RefSeq and is a predicted model, not a curated record. Lineage: Eukaryota; Metazoa; Arthropoda; Insecta; Hymenoptera; Formicidae. Gene Ontology annotation, biological process: regulation of DNA-templated transcription. The transcript is spliced from 9 exons. The coding region runs from base 2575 to 3984 and encodes 469 amino acids. Gene Ontology annotation, molecular function: sequence-specific double-stranded DNA binding; DNA-binding transcription factor activity, RNA polymerase II-specific.
UGUACGCUGUGCUUGUCCGGUGUUAUUGAAAGACGAAAAAGUACGAGAGGACUCAUUGUCAGUGGCAUGAAUAACGUUCUGUGCGUAAUCGUAUUAAUAUCGAAACGUGAAAGUAAACGAGAGUCACCUGUUAUAUUUUUCAUAAUCAUUACAAGUAAUCUGCUAUCGAUCGUUUAUUGCUUUAUUACGCGGUGACCUAAGGUCGAGUUAGGUUGGAUUAUCGUUGGCCCGCGCGACGAAAUAAUUCCCGCCAAUAUGCGCCCGUAUCCUAGCAACGGUUGUUUAGCGUGAAGUGAAUUGAGAUUAUUAACGGUUCAUUUCGCGCGCUUUCUACGUCGCGAGGAGGAAUCGAGGCGGACGAGAAGCACGAAGGUCAUCGUACGACGUAGUUUACGCGUGUAAAUCCCGCUCGCGACCUGAUCAAAUGCGCGAUUUCGGAAGCUAGUACCGUGAAAAGUGUCGAGUGAUAGCCGUGCUAUAUCGAUUAAUGCGCACGCGAUCGUAAUCAAGCGCAUCUCCGAGAAUGUUGUGCGAGUGGCCAAGAGAGGGAGAGAGAAAGAGCGGACAUAUAUGUUCCGACAUACAUAGUCAUUAGUGAAAGUCUGUACUUUAUACGUAUAUUGUACGUAUAUUAUAGAUUUUCUGACUGACAGACAGUGUAUAUCGAAAGAUCAAGAUGAACACGAGAGGAGGAGCAGGCCCGGGGUGGCGUCAAGCAACAGCGGAGCAACUGUAAGAUCAACAAUGUAUAUUACAAUCCGCUGUUGCGCCUCGUAUCGCAAAUGGCAUCGCACAAUCUUCGAAUGUCGAGUGAAUAAUUGCUUAAAAUAUAAUAAGAUUCGAAAUAUAAGGUGCGCGUCUCGCGUGUAAUUAAUACGCCGGGAGUGCCGUAAAGUAUCGCGCGAUUGAUCGAUCAGUGCGCGAGUAAUUAAUAGUAUUUUCGCAAGUGCCGUAUUUUUGCGAGAGCUAUGAAAAAAAAAACAAUGGAUGAAUGCGAGAGGAGGAGGAGGCCCAGGGAGGCAUCGUGCAUCGGCGGAGCAAAUAUGAGAUUCACGAUGUAUAUUAUAAUCCGCUGCUGCGCAACCGUACCGGAAGGAUUGAAGAACAGGCGCGGGACAACAAUGCCGAGCAAUAAACAACCAUGUAACUCGUUGAUAUAUACCUUUGCUUGUCCAUUAUCACGAAUCCGACUCGGAUCGAAUUCGAGUGCCUCGGUCGACGAGAUCGGCAAGGGUAUCUCGCAGCAGCUGUGGGAAGGGAGGAGCCAUCUUGCGGCCUGUUUCAGGGCAGCCGCCAAUUGAUUCACCCCCACUAGACGCCGCAACCAGGCGUCGAUUCAAUUCCAGGACGAAAAAAGCGUCCGGUGGGCAUGGCCGUCCCGUAUUUCCAUUGGUCCAACAUCCCGCAUCAUCCACGAGUUCGCCGUACGCUCGUCCAAUCGCCGGCUUCUGGGCGGAUCCUGAAACCAGUUUUGGUCUCGCUAACAGAGGGGAGUCGUUGACUCGAGUCUCUGGGCAGAUAGUAUUGUGCCGUUGGCUCAUGCCGUAGUGGUUCUAAUACCACAGCAGGUCCUUGCUACCAAGGAAAUCCCGGAGAUCCGCCUGUCGCACGCACUGAAUCCGCGAAGGUCGCGAGGACCCGGAAGUCUCCGGUAACGUGUCACGGUCAAAAAACUGUCGCGAAUGUGCGUGUUACAGUGCUUCGAUCGCGGUCGCGAACAUUAAUUUUAGACUAUAUCGAGAGGAAUCAUCUCUGCGGAUCGUGGAGCUUUCAGUGACGUCAGGUGGAAGAUCGCGAAGGACUUUUGAAAAGAUUUUCUUAUUGUCGAAAGUCAUCAAGCUUUAAUCGACUAGCUUGAUAAGUGAAGGAUUGAUUAUAUUGAUGAUUAUGUGAUGAAAUUGACAUUUGUUGUUGUUGAUUAUGGACAUAUGAUUGAAAAGUUGUAUUCUGAUUUGUGAUAUCGCUCCAACUUGCUCAAAAAAAAACAUUAUAAAGUUGGCCGACGGCUGGCUGGAAUCGCCUACCUGACAGGCAACUCUCAACGCAGUAAAUACGAAAUAUGUGAAGCAUUAUUAUUGACAUUUUGGAUCAUGGAUUGAUCUGCAGAUUCCACGACGAAAACAUCCAAAAACUAAGAAUGAUGAAGAUUAUACCUAUUUUCUAAACCCUCUUCAAAGAUCGACGAUUGAGAUGAAUUUGUGUCAUAAUCGAGAAGGUCUAGAAUGGCAGAUGUAAAAAUCUGUUCGAAACAGCGAGAUUUAAAUUUUUAUAAACAUCUCAAUAAUCAUUAUAAACUAGUGAUUUAUAGACAGUGAUGAUCCAUGGACUGUAUCAAUAGUGAUCGUGCUCCAGAAAGCCUAGAAUGGAAGAUGUAAACACGCGUUGAGAUCAGAAACACUUAACGAUUCUAAGUAUCUUGCAAUCGCUCGCCUCUCUUUCUGAUAAACAUAUGAUUCCGACGCGCUAGUGAUCUCUUCCUCUCCUCUGGUGAUCGGGCCUGAUCGACGAUUGAUGCGAGCGGACUGAUCUCUCUCUCUCGAAGGAGAGACAAUAACCGGCGAGUUGGUACCGAAGAUGGUCCUGGAGCCUGGAGGCGGUCUGUCCUUUCCGUUGCCACCCGGCAGCGGCUCCAGCGCUUCCGGUGGAUCCUUGCUGGCUCCGACCAGACUGUUUCAACGAACGCCGGUGUUCCCGUUCCAUUUGGCAGGAUGGCCGCCUCAUCAUCCGGUUCUGGGACAGGUACAAAGCCAGGUACAGCAGAGCAUGCAGGCCCAACAUCAGGCCGCUGCCGCGAUCAGAUUCCUCAGCCAUCAUCACCCGCAUCAUCCGCAUCCGACGUUGAGCAAUCAUUCGCUGGUACCGGCGAUCACCGGGCAUCAUCCCGCUGUACAUCAUCUGCAUCAUGCUGCUGAUCACGGAGAGGAAGAGGACGAGAAGAAAGGUUGCGACGGGGAGUCGGACGAGGGCGGGAACAAGAGGCGAAGAAGUAGGACUAAUUUCAACAGUUGGCAGUUGGAAGAAUUGGAGCGGGCCUUUCUGUCGAGUCAUUAUCCCGACGUCUUUAUGCGAGAAGCUCUGGCUGUGAGACUCGAAUUAAAGGAGAGCCGCGUGGCAGUCUGGUUCCAAAAUCGAAGGGCAAAAUGGCGAAAGAAGGAACACACGAAGAAAGGCCCUGGAAGGCCGGCACAUAAUGCUCAUCCUCAGAGCUGUAGCGGCGAGCCUAUUCCACCCGAAGAAUUAAGACGAAAGGAGCGCGAGAGGCGACAGAAAAAGUUGCUGAAGGCUCUCGAGAGACAACAGCGGAAGCUCGCUGCUAAAGGCAUAACAGUAGACCUGUCGACACUGCGCGCCGAGUGGGAAUCUCGUAGCGAGGCGGCGUCAGGUCGCGGCACCGCGAGCGGUCCCCUGAGCAGUUCGUUCGGUCAGCUGGGCCUGAAUAGCGAGAGCAGCAUCUCCGCGUCCGGUAACGAUGCCAACGAGGAGAUUGACGUCGUCGGCGGAUUGGAUUCCUGCAGCGAGAGCGGAAGCGAGCGGGUGGACUCCGCGGCCGACGGUUCCGUGGACGGCGAGUGUUAUCCGACGCUCAACAAUAGUGCUAACGAGACCGGCGAGCCGCGGAAGAAUCCGCAGAAUCCGUCACCGAUGGAGCAUCUGAACCACCAAGCCGGUAUUCGCCAUUGGGGCUUGAGCCUGCUGGAGCGACGACGCGAGCUGGUGGGAGUCGUCGGAACGGGCCGUCAACAGUCGGUCGGCACCGGCGUCAGGAAUAAUCUGAUCAGGCAGGCCGCCAGCGAGGAGGAGGUCCAGAGCGGCAGCAUUGAUCUCUCAGUGAAGGGCAGGGAGGAGAGAAAGAGGCUGAAUCCGUUCUCCAUCGACAGCCUGUUGGGGAACAACAACCGGACCUCGAGCGCGGCAUCGGAGCGCAGGCCGUUGACGCCGACGUCACCCGUCUCGUCGGCCUGCACGUCACCCUCCACGACGUAGUGAACAGGCGCGAAUGGAACGCCGAGAGGUGAGCCGGAUUAAAGUUGACGCGCGAGAGAUUCGAGGGUGGCGAAGUGUAAUUAGCCGGGAUUCCUCCUCUGUGCGGGGGUUAUCGGUGACGGUGAAGUGCAUUCAUCGAAUGAAUCGCGUGGACCGAAGUGGCGAAAACCUGCGGGACUCACUUAUUCUCUCGUCGAGAUAAUUCGCGCGAGAGGACCAAUCGUGAUAAGGGUUGAACUGGGCAAGUAAUAUUCCCAUUCACAUUUUUAUCAGGAUGUUUUCGUUUUGAUCGAAAGUGAUAGAUUUUCAUCGUGCAUAUUCUCGCGUAUAAACAUUUCUCACAUUCUUCCGCCGCGAACGCGUCUGGAUUCUCGGUAUCCCGAAUUUCUUUCGAGUUUGGAGGAAAUUAAGGGAAAUGAAAAAAAAAAAAAAAAUAAUCUACGGAUAGAACGCGAAUUUUAGAGAGAUCCGAAAAUUAAAAAUCGCGAUUUCUUCAACUCGAGAGGAAUUCGAAGAUCUGAAGAUUGCAUCUCAUCGGCGUAGAUCGGCAAGACUUAUAUCACUUUGACAUAUCGAAUGCAUGGGUGACCGUCUUAGAUCGAGUGCGUUUGAUUUCGUUCAUUGUGUUUCCUUUAAAGAAAAAAAAAAAGAAUGAAAAAAUGUGCAAUAAACGCGGACGAGCUCGCCGCUAGGCGGGUUGUCUUUGAGGUAUAUAAGAGAGAGAAAGGGAGAGAGAGAGAGAGAGAGCGAGAAAUAGAGUGCGAGCAAGAAUGUAAGUGCGUACGCGUGUAUUUAAUGUAAAUAGCGAGAGGGAGGUGUUUGUUUUAUUUAAUUUGAGUAGUCGAUACCCCAGUGUUCGUCGAUCGCGGAUAUUAUUUAAAGCAAUAGGGCAGGGGUUCUCAACUCUUUACACUUGUGAUUAUUGGUGUGAUUUUUAUUUCUCUAUAGCGGAAAUAGAGACUAGGCAAAAUGAAUAAAUCUUUCCAGCAAUUUAUUUUAAUAAUGAUAAAGCAUAUGCAUCUGCAUAAACAUAAAGCAAUUUGACAUACGCAGGAGUAAAAGUUUGAGGAUCUCUGCGAUAGAAAUUUGCCUGGCGUUGUAUAUAGAUUAAAAAAAGAUCCUAGAGGCGGGCGUGAUUACAACGCGGUACAAAGAUUUUUCUCCCGCGACCCCCGUAAGACAAGAUCGUCCCACACGAGCUCAGUUUAUAAUUAGGGAUGAUAAGAGUUGCCAUACGAUGAUCCGGGAUAUGCGAAAAACCCAGUACCUAUCAUAUAUCCAUUAAAAAUAUAUUAAUUUAUUCUCCAGACCACGCGCCGGCGUUCUCAGUCAUUGCGUCCCUUCGUCAUGUCGUCCCAUCCUUCUUUUCCCCUCUACUGUACGUCUGGAAGAAAGCGACACGACAGGAUUGACCCACCAACCCGCACGGAGGCUGCCAAUAACCGAUGCGGAGUGCAGGAGAGAGAAAGAGAAGAUGGAGGAUGGUUCUCCGCUU